UGCACGAGCAGCGAACCAGGGACGGCAGGAUUAAAUUCACAGGCGUCACCAGUUUAUUUUGUAGUGUAGAAAUCGUACCAGCGCUCUUUGAUUGGGUGCCUUUGAUGUGUGUCUGAAGUUUCAUUUCAAGUUUCGACUAAUGCAUUCUUGAAAACAAGCCAAACUGAAGUGUAAGCCCUAUGCAAAAUGUCGAACUGAACGCAAUCCCAGCACUUCAUUGAUGCAGCUUCAGAAAAAAAAAGACAAAAUAUGUGCCAUGCCCAAAGGAAAGGAAGGCAAAGGGACAAAGGUGGACCUCAAGACUGCCAGGAAGGCUAUACGGAUGACACCAGAUGGACAUCGCAGACUCACCCUCAGCAACAUGGGUAUCACCAUCUUCCCAAAGUGCCUCUUCAAACUGACCAACGUGGACGAGUUGGACCUCAGCCGCAAUCAGAUAAAGACUCUUCCAGAGAGCAUUGGGAAAUUAUUGUCACUCAGAUGGCUCGAUCUACACAGCAACAAACUGGAGUCCGUGCCGGAGUCCAUCGGCAACCUGGACGCACUGACCCACCUCAACCUCUCAAACAACUACCUAACCUCGGCAGGUUUACCAGCCGCACUGGGUUUUCUCACCUGCCUGAGGAGUCUCAACCUGGGGAUGAACCAGCUGGACACUCUACCUCCCACCAUGGUGGCUCUAGACGGCCUCCAAGAGUUGGGCCUGUUUGACAACCGCUUCGUCAAGCUCCCAGAGUGUCUGAACGUCCUACGAAACCUCACUAAGGUGAACAUGAAGCGAAAUCCUCUGAAGUUUGCUCAGGGUGACACUAAGGAAAAAUCUGAACCGGUGGAGGAAAUUUUCCUGGUACACGAGGGCACCUUGUGUCGGCCAUGUCUUAAAAGAUGUAAGCACUGGAAAAUGUUUGCGGGAGGAGGAGGAGACGGAGGAGCAGGUGACAUGUUUGGAGCAGGCGAUAUGUUUGAGGACAAAAGGAUAAGGACUUAUACAGGACUGAUGGUGCCAAAGUCAGUAGCUGCAGUCAACCAGGAUGUGUGGAGAAUAAGAGAGACAGUCAAGUAACCAAAGAGCUGCUGACAUAAUCUUUAUAAUCUACAGAACAAAUGGAACACCUGUGAUUUUUUUGGCAGCCACAAAAAUUGUAAUUAUGUGUGCAUCAUAUCUAGCUAUAUGUCACUCAACUAUUCUUGUAGGAGCCAAAAAUCAUUAUUUGCAGUUUGUUAUAUACUUUUGUUUGAGUUAACCCCAUCUAGUGGCUGUUGUCUGGGCUGGAUGCAGAUAAGGGCCAGGGAGGCUGACUGGAGGUGUGGCUGGAGCAGGAAGACACCCUGUGGUGGCAUUGUCAAUUUUGCUUAGGAAGGUUCCUAAGUGACUGAAAUGAGUAUUUCAUGGGCAGCCAUGAUAAGAGCAUGAUAAGGAAAGGUGCUUCAAUGCUUCCUUUCCUAUCUCCAUUAGCACUGGACCUCCUAUGCGAAAGGAAAGGAGAAAUAGACAUCCCACAUCCAUAGUGGCAGCAAUAUUUAACGUGACGCGCCAUGCACAAACUUAAAACGAUUACAUUCAAAGAAAAAGGAGAGUAUGAAUAUGACCGAGAAGGGACGCAAUUCAUCAUGUAAGUUGCCGUUGCCUAUUAAGCAUUUCCAUCUUAUGCCAUUCGGUGGUAAUAUUCUCUGAAAAAUGCUGGGUUGAGCCGCUGCACUUUUUGUAGCCCAUCUUCAGAAAUGUGUAGUUUCACCACGGCAGAUGCAGGUCAAUAACAUCCGUCGUCACAUAAUAUUGCGUAAUACAGUGUAAGUGGAGUCUCGAUUCUCUUAGCACUGCUGUCGGCUUUUCCUAAGCCCUUUGAGUCCUCCGUUACACCUUUCCUUGACCUCAUGACGAGUUCCAUGGAGGUUAAGGAAAAGUGGUUAGGAAAAGGCGACCAACAGUCUUAGACCUCAGAUCCUCAGGCCUUGCCCACCACAGACUCUGUCCCUGCUUUAUUUUUGUGAAUAGUUUUAAUCUUUAGAAUCCUAAUUUUCAAAAAGUCUUUUAUCCUCUGCGUGUUAUAAUUAUGUAUGAUUCAUAAUAAAUUGUGCAUUCUUUUUUGGACAUCUUUCUGUUGACCUUGUAUUGCUUUUGUUGUGUUGAGUUAGACUUCUUUUUGGUUGUUGUCAAAAGGACGAAAGAAAUAAACCACUACAAUUCUUGAUGUACUUUUCAUUUCAGUAGAUGAAAUAACAAAAAUGAUCACAUGUAACUGUCUCGGAAUAAUAUUGUUGAUAUUGCUGUUGUGAU
Messenger RNA from Scophthalmus maximus (turbot), 2278 nucleotides. It is a transcript of the gene lrrc18a, whose product is annotated as leucine rich repeat containing 18a. The transcript has 2 exons. Lineage: Eukaryota; Metazoa; Chordata; Actinopteri; Pleuronectiformes; Scophthalmidae. The record is from RefSeq and is a predicted model, not a curated record. Gene Ontology annotation, molecular function: protein binding. Bases 221 to 1063 code for a protein of 280 amino acids.